This is a messenger RNA of Hyaloscypha bicolor E, 474 nucleotides long. RefSeq lists its product as uncharacterized. The coding region runs from base 1 to 474 and encodes 157 amino acids. The transcript has 3 exons. The record is from RefSeq and is a predicted model, not a curated record. NCBI's taxonomy places the organism in Eukaryota, Fungi, Ascomycota, Leotiomycetes, Helotiales, Hyaloscyphaceae.
AUGAAACUCUUCUCUAUCAUCACGGCAGCUUUGCUUCCUGUAGCAGCAAUGAGCACACCAUUGAACGCAGUCCGCGACUUCGAUGCCGAGGCUGCGUCCAAAGCCCUUCUCGCCAAGACUGCAUCUAAUCCCCACGCAGUCCGUGACCUCGAUGCUGAGGCUGCUGGUUUGGUUAAGAAAGCCACCCAGUAUUGCGACAUCGUCAACGUUGCCACCGAGGUCGAUUGCUGGUGGUUGCCAAAACACGGAGGGAAUGGGAACCACAAAGUCACCAGCCUUGCCGGAACAAGAAAUAACGUUGAAUUCACUUGUUAUACAAAUUGUGAGGACGUUAAUGGUAAUACCUCUUGGGACUGGGCCGUCAACCAUGGGUGUUAUGUUCCUGGUUACUAUACGGAUGCUACCUGCUCUAGAGCCGCUCUUGGAGGAUGUAGCUGGGCAUCAUAUGAUAGAUCUUUUGGGGGCUGUGCUUAG